CUACGCCCCAUCCAUCUAUGCAAUCCGCAAUCCAUCCCAUCAUCCUUUCUUUCCUCGUGUCCGUUUUGGCGAGGUUGGUGACUUUAAGGUUCCAGUAUGUGUAGCGGAACAAAGGAAGCGAUUCAGUCCGUGCAAGUGUUCGGAAGGAAGAAAACUGCAACAGCUGUGGCCUACUGCAAACGUGGCAACGGUUUGUUGAAAGUCAAUGGUCGUCCCUUGGAGAAUAUUGAGCCCCUUACGCUGCGUUACAAGUUGUUGGAGCCUAUUCUCCUCUUGGGCAAAGAACGCUUCGCAGGUGUGGAUGUUCGUAUCCGCGUCAAGGGUGGAGGCAAUGUGGCGCAAAUGUAUGCCAUCAGACAGGCUCUGUCUAAGGCCCUCGUUGCCUAUUACCAGAAGUACGUGGAUGAACAGUCCAAAAAGGAGAUCAAGGACAUUCUCAUCCAGUAUGACCGCACCCUCUUGGUAGCAGAUCCACGCCGUUGCGAGCCCAAGAAAUUUGGAGGACCAGGAGCCCGGGCACGCUACCAGAAGUCAUACCGUUAAUACAAUAAAUGUCCAAUUUGUCA
Molecule: messenger RNA, 566 nt
Organism: Ornithodoros turicata
Lineage: Eukaryota; Metazoa; Arthropoda; Arachnida; Ixodida; Argasidae
Gene: RpS16
Product: small ribosomal subunit protein uS9
Exons: 4
Coding region: 97-543 (148 amino acids)
Biological process (GO): maturation of SSU-rRNA from tricistronic rRNA transcript (SSU-rRNA, 5.8S rRNA, LSU-rRNA); translation
Cellular component (GO): cytosolic small ribosomal subunit; ribosome
Molecular function (GO): structural constituent of ribosome; RNA binding
Source: RefSeq, a predicted model, not a curated record